This is a messenger RNA of Cucurbita pepo subsp. pepo (vegetable marrow), 1673 nucleotides long. Its product is annotated as COP9 signalosome complex subunit 4. NCBI's taxonomy places the organism in Eukaryota, Viridiplantae, Streptophyta, Magnoliopsida, Cucurbitales, Cucurbitaceae. The record is from RefSeq and is a predicted model, not a curated record. Gene Ontology annotation, cellular component: COP9 signalosome; cytosol.
ACUUCCGAUCUAGAAUCGGAAAAUAGAAGAAGUUCCCUCCAUUGCAGGGCGCGGGAUUGAGCUGUGGCGGAGAGGGUUUUUCCGUGACCUAGGGUUUCCACUUUCGUAGCCGAAGGGAAGCCGGGGCUUGAUCACAGAAGGUGUCAGUGAAUUGCCAUGGAGAGCGCCUUUGCGAGCGCCUCUGCUAUCUCAGACCAGAGGCAGAAGAUCGAACAGUAUAAGAACAUUCUGUAUAAUGUUUUGUCGUCAAACGAUUCAGUCCAAGCCAAGAAGUUUAUCGAUCACACACUAUCUGACGAAGUUCCGCUUGUGGUUUCGCGGCAGCUCUUGCAAACUCUUGCGCAAGAGUUGGGGAAAUUGGAGGGUGAGACUCAGAAAGAUAUCGCCCAUUACAUCCUCGCACAGAUUCAGCCGCGCGUUGUCUCUUUCGAGGAGCAGGUGUUGAUUAUUCGAGAGAAGCUUGCUGAAUUGUAUGAAUCAGAGCAGCAAUGGUCAAAAGCUGCUCAGAUGCUCAGUGGCAUCGAUCUAGACUCUGGAAUGAGAGUGAUCGACGAGUCAUACAGAUUGUCAAAAUGUGUUCAAAUUGCUCGUUUAUACCUUGAGGAUGAUGAUGCUGUUAAUGCUGAGGCUUUUAUCAAUAAAGCAUCAUUCUUGGUUAGCAAUAGUCAGCACGAAGUCCUUAAUUUACAAUACAAGGUUUGCUAUGCUAGGAUCUUAGACUUGAAAAGGAAGUUCUUGGAAGCAGCACUGCGUUAUUAUGAUAUAUCUCAAAUUGAAAAGAGACAAAUAGGAGAUGAAGAAAUCAACGAAGAAGCAUUGGAACAAGCUUUAUCUGCUGCAGUGACAUGCACAAUAUUGGCUGCUGCUGGUCCACAGCGAUCCCGAGUUCUUGCCACAUUAUACAAAGAUGAGCGUUGCUCAAAGUUAAAAAUCUAUCCAAUACUGCAAAAGGUUUACUUGGAGAGAAUUUUGAGAAAGCCUGAAAUUGAUGCAUUUGCUGAAGAGCUAAAGCCUCACCAGCAAGCCCUUCUGCCAGAUAAUUUUACUGUGUUGGAUCGUGCUAUGAUUGAGCAUAAUCUUCUCAGUGCAAGCAAACUCUACACAAAUAUAAGCUUCGAAGAGUUAGGCACUUUGUUGGGUAUUCCUCCUCAUAAGGCUGAGAAGAUAGCAUCCAGAAUGAUCUAUGAGGACAGAAUGCGGGGAUCAAUUGACCAGGUUGAAGCUAUUAUCCAUUUCGAGGACGAUAUUGAAGAGCUGCAGCAAUGGGAUCAACAGAUUGUUGGUCUUUGUCAAGCGCUGAACGAUAUCUUUGAUAGCAUGGCAAAUAAAGGGGUCUCCCUUCCCGUCUGACCAAUGUGCUGUUACCGAUUCCCAAUCCAGUGAUUUUGUAUUAUCUUAGAAACCUUCAUCUUGUUACCAUAAUUUUGAGGCUACUUUAGUUUUUUUUAUUGUUUCUUUUUCUUUUUUGAAGAGUUUGAAAAUUGUUAUUCUUUUUAGCAGCGAGGGUUAUUUGUCUGUCAUCGGUGAAAAAAAAAAAGAAAAGAAAGAGAGAGCGAGAGAGAGGGAUACGAAGAGUUACGAAGCCAAUGUAUCAAAAUAUUUAACUUCUCCUCACUAAGAAAAGGAAACAGGAAAAGAUGAAAUGAAGCACUGUUUAUGGCUUUGGAGGGUCA